AUGGCUGGCUGUUCAGAACGUCGCUGCACCUGUUUACAGUGCGGUGAAAUCUCCGAGAACUACGGGGCUACUCCAUGCUACUCCCAUGUUUGCAAGAAAUGCGUCUUCGUGCCUCAGCCUCCUCUUCCUCCUGUGCGGCGAAAUAUGCAGCUGCCAAAGCAGCAUAGCCUGCUGCCAUUGCUUCGGCCGAGUCUUCGUUGUCUGGACCGUGCUUUGCAUCACUUGGUCGGGGCAUGGUCUUUGCUGCCAGGAUUUUGGCAGGCCGAGCUGUCUUGUCCGGUGCCUCUGAUGUCUCCCGCUUUGAUCCCUCGUCCGAUGCUUUCAGAGCGGACGCCUUGGCUGCGGUCUUUGCGCGCUUUUGCCGCGGGCGUUGUUGGUGGCCGUCGUCACCUGAUGCUUGUUUCUGACCCUGGCUUGCGGUGCUUUGAGCUGGCAGCUUUUGCUGGUGCUCUUGUCGCUCUGGCUGCACCUGUUUGGCACGCGCUUGCUCCGGCUGUGUGUGCCCUGCCACCACGGCAGGCACUGCAGGGGAUCGAGGCUCCCGGGGCUGUGCGCUUGCGAACUGCGCUUGCUUUUGCUCCUCUGGCUGCACUGCAGUCGACGAUCUGCCUGGCAGUGUUUAGCAUACUUAUUGAAUAA
This is a messenger RNA of Symbiodinium sp. CCMP2592, 639 nucleotides long. The record is from the annotation of a GenBank genome assembly. NCBI's taxonomy places the organism in Eukaryota, Dinophyceae, Suessiales, Symbiodiniaceae.